This is a messenger RNA of Umbelopsis ramanniana AG, 2194 nucleotides long. RefSeq lists its product as uncharacterized. The transcript is spliced from 4 exons. The coding region runs from base 225 to 1817 and encodes 530 amino acids. Gene Ontology annotation, molecular function: protein binding. The record is from RefSeq and is a predicted model, not a curated record. NCBI's taxonomy places the organism in Eukaryota, Fungi, Mucoromycota, Umbelopsidomycetes, Umbelopsidales, Umbelopsidaceae.
GGAUCAGAAGACUCCAACUGUCAUAGAGAAUUGGUUGUUUGAUUGUAUAGAGCAGUUUAAAGACCUUCUGGUGGAUCCAUAUCUGCUUCGCUAGAAUCUAAAAAUACCCUUCCCAUUUGUACGACUAGGCCUCAUUUUAAGCACCAGUGCCUUUGCCAAGUGUGGCUUGGUUCCACACUGGAUGAAGGUUUCCCACUUUUUCUUUUCUUCAAUACUCCAUUGACAUGUCAUUGUACAUUCUGAUACCCAUAUUAUUGCUACUCCCAUAUAAUACUAAAGCUCAAAACUGUCUUAAGCUGACCAAUUCAAAAGCAUGCCCCGCUUUCCAGAAUUACUAUAUUAAUCUCGGCUCAAGUUCAACGUUACCACAGCCAGCAUGGCUGAGCGGCGUGAAUGAUAUUAGCGGUUUUGACAAUGCUAUCCUUGCUCACCUCAAUUCCACAUCCUACGCACAAUCAUUCUGGAUGGACCAGCUUGGAUGUACGCCCGUCAAUACAAACUCCACUCCAUACGCCCAGUACUCGACAUCAGUGGCAUGUGCUCAGCUUAUACUAGAUCCUGCCGUCUCAUUACCUUGUAACUUUCAAUACAAUAUAUUACCAAACCCACUAUGUACAACUUCCUGUCAGGACUACGCUACGUCUGUGGCCGCCAUCGUAAACGAUACCAGGAUAUGUAAAAAAACUUCCAACUUUUCAACAAAUGGUGUCAACGCCGUCCUGCAAAUGUGUUCCAAUACCUCUGCACUAACCGGCACGCCAUCUAAUGGCUGCGUGGAUGCGUCGCAGAAUGAGACGUUGAAUUGUGGUUUUCAGAACGACACCGAAACGCUGUGUAAUUACUGCCAAAAUAUUUCCAACAACUCAUCCAAAUCAUGCUGUACGGCCGUUGAUUGUAGCAAAGUUUUCUCUAUUUCAAGUUCGUCACUGUCGCCAGGGUCGACUGCCGGAAUUGUAAUCGGCUGCCUAGCGUUUAUUGUGAUAUUGGGUGCUCUUUGGUGGUGCUGCCGUCGAAAGUAUCGGCGAGCCCCUCAGCAGGGCCUAUUCAAACCUUACUACAAAUCCACCAACACUGGGGACAUUUACGACCGAUCCAAGCCAAUGUCGUAUCGGCAAAAAAUGGAAACAGAUAGAUUGGUGGAAUUGUCGCCGGUAGUCGAUUCUCCCGAGACAGAAGGGUUCCUUGCAGCCCAGUCUCUUCUAGAUGGGUACUGCCAGGUGAUUCAUGCUUAUUAUCCACGAAGCGAAGACGAAGUCCUACUCGCCAAAGGUGAUAUUGCACGUCUGAUCUACACGUUUGACGACGGAUGGGCUCUUGCCGACAAUAUUACGACAUGCCAGCGGGGACUUUUGCCAUUACUAUGCGUGGCUAGCAUAUCAAGUGAGGAAGUAGCUAACGCUUUGGGAAUGUCGUUGGACGAUCCACAGCACAUGACGGACCCGACUGCAACUUCAUCGUCUAUGCUUAUUAGGGAAGGUAGGAACGAAAAUAGGAACUCGUAUCUGCUUACGGACGAUGGCCUUGAGCGACUUCAGAGGUCCUUAUCAGUGCGGACUAGCAACCUGCCUGUUGACCUAAUAGCGGAAUCACCUACGCCUUCACCUUCACCACCACAACGAUCCAUCUCCAUGCGAAAUCCACAACUCAUAAAACGAUAUUCGCAAGUGCCACUUCCAUAUGCAGGCGAGUUGUCUCCUAUGUUCGCUUCAGAUGACUCGAUACAAGCACUAAGGCCGUCCAUGCAAGGAGCUCGCUCUCGAUACAGCCAAGGAUAUGACGUUCAAAAGCCGCCUUUGGUUCGAAAAUCGAGCGCUUAAUCUGCAUAAUUUUGGGGGUAUGACGAUACUUUAACUAGUCCAGUGCUUAAAUUUUUCGGUUAAACGCCCGUGGCAAGUCUAUGUUCACACGGAAAUGGACCAGGACUCGACUUAGGGUACCAUUAACAACUCCAUUGCUUUGUUGCACAGGAUUAAAAAAGAUGAUCCCCCCGCCGACACUUACGUCUUUUUGUUUAUACGAUCUAAUCCACACAUUAUCUUUGUACACUAGCUUUUUUUUCUUACCCUUCCCCCCAAACAAUUGAUGUCCAGCAGCACCAUUAAAUAUAGCAUGGCGUUAAUGUCGAUUGGGAUUAGCGCAUGGACCUUCUGUUUUUCUCUUCAUUUUUAUUUUUAAAUCGUUGUUUGUUCAACGA